Lactuca sativa (garden lettuce) is the source of this 873-nucleotide messenger RNA. The record is from RefSeq and is a predicted model, not a curated record. Lineage: Eukaryota; Viridiplantae; Streptophyta; Magnoliopsida; Asterales; Asteraceae.
AUGGCUGCCACCAUUGCUUCAGUCGGCUCAAGCUACGAUCGACAAUCGGAGCUCAAAGCUUUCGACCAAACAAAAAUCAGCGUCAAAGGCCUCGUCGAUGCUGGAAUCCGGAAAAUCCCUCCCAUCUUCUUCCACCUACGGGACACCACUCCCAAAAUAUCCACCGCUGCUAUCAAGAUUCCAAGCAUAGACCUUCAAUCGACCCAUAGAGCAUCGAUAGUGGAGAUAAUCCGUGAAGCCUCCGCGAACCUAGGUAUUUUUCAGGUGGUGAAUCAUGGGAUUCCUGUGAGUGUUAUGGAUGAGGCGGUUCAAGGAGUUCGUGGAUUUCACGAACAAGAUGUCGAUGUGAAGAAAGGGUUUUACACGAGGGAUAUUUCGAGUACAUUAGUGUAUAACAACAAUUACGAUCUGUAUAGUUCCCCCGCCUUGAACUUGAGAGACACCUUCUUUUCAUUUAUGGCUCUGUCACCUCCGCCGCCUGAGGAAUUAACGGAGGUUUGCAGAGACAUUCAAAUCGAGUACUCAAAUCAAGUCAUGAAAUUCGGAGGCGUACUUUUCAGAUUAUUCUCAGAGGCAUUGGGGUUAAACGUGAAUCACCGGAGUUUUAGCUUAAGUGAUGUACAAUUCGUUAACUUGUGCUAUUUCAUGCAACUUGAUAUGCUACAAGAAGAGAAUGACAAUGUCCUUGAGAAGCUCAGGUUUGCUGAAGAAAGUUGUCAAGAUGCAGAGAUGAGGGUUAAGGAGCUGAAGAAGAUGGUGGCUGCUCUUGGUGAAGGAAUAUCUUUGGAAGCGAAAUUGUUAAGAAGGAAGGAAGCUGCAUUGAGCCAAAUAGAGGAUGCACUGAAAGAGGCCAAAAAGCUAAAGAUGGAGUAA